This is a messenger RNA of Conger conger (European conger), 3869 nucleotides long. RefSeq names its product glycoprotein M6Bb (gene gpm6bb). The transcript is spliced from 7 exons. Lineage: Eukaryota; Metazoa; Chordata; Actinopteri; Anguilliformes; Congridae. The record is from RefSeq and is a predicted model, not a curated record. Bases 100 to 957 code for a protein of 285 amino acids. Gene Ontology annotation, cellular component: plasma membrane; myelin sheath. Gene Ontology annotation, biological process: axon development; central nervous system myelination. Gene Ontology annotation, molecular function: structural constituent of myelin sheath.
GAGAGAGAGAGCGUGUGAGAGAGAGAGAGAGAAAUAGAGCAUAGUGAAAAGUAUCUGUAAAAAAGGGAAGCAUUUUUGGUGGAUUGGGUCAAGCCAGCCAUGGAAACUACACCAGAAGAGAACCAAGACCAGAACCAAGACACAAAACGUAUCAGUUGCUUCGAAUGCUGCAUCAAGUGUUUGGGCGGGGUCCCCUACGCGUCACUGGUGGCGACCAUCCUCUGCUUCUCCGGUGUAGCCCUGUUCUGCGGCUGUGGCCAUGUGGCACUGACUGGCACGGUCACUAUCCUGGAAACCCACUUCUCCAAGAUCACCUCUGACCAUGCAGUAUUAACGGAUGUAAUACAGCUGAUGCAGUACAUUAUCUAUGGAAUCGCCUCCUUCUUUUUCCUGUAUGGCAUCAUUCUUCUGGCAGAAGGUUUCUACACCACCAGUGCUGUCAAGGAGCUUCACAGCGAGUUCAAGACCACCAUCUGUGGGAGAUGCAUCAGUGGAAUGUUUGUGUUCCUGACCUACAUCCUGGGCGUGGCCUGGCUCGGUGUGUUCGGCUUCUCCGCUGUUCCCGUCUUCCUCUUCUACAACAUGUGGUCCACCUGCACCGCCAUGAGGUCACCAGUGGCAAACAUCACCUCCGUGGACUCCAUCUGUGUCGAUGUCCGUCAGUAUGGUAUUAUUCCUUGGAACGCCACACCUGGGAAGGCCUGUGGAUCCACGCUGGGCGAAAUCUGUAACACCAGUGAGUUCUACCUGUCUUACCACCUGUAUAUUGUAGCGUGUGCUGGGGCUGGCGCCACUGUUAUUGCACUGAUCCACUUCCUCAUGAUUCUCUCUGCCAAUUGGGCCUACCUAAAGGAUGCGAGUCACAUGCAUGCGUACCAAGACAUCAAAACCAGGGAGGAGCAGGAGCUGCAAGACAUCCAGUCCCGCUCCAAGGAAUGUCUCAAUUCCUACUCAUAAGGAUUAUACCCCUCCCUCACCCCGCUCUCCCCUGCCUUCCGUCCUCCCUGGCCACGUCUAAGCGCCGGACCAAGAGAACUCACGGCUACUAUAACCGGGCAACCGCCCUCACGCAGCACAGCACUAACACGGCCCUUAACAACAGACUAAUCAUUCUUCACUGUCGCUUUCUGCACUAACUCUACGGGGAGUUGACAGAAACCUUUGGUGUGUGUGUGUGUGUGUGUGUGUAUGUGCAUGUAAGAGAGAGAAAGUGUGUUUGUGUGUGUUUGUGCGUGCAUGUGUGUACACAUACACACACAUACCAACUUUUUAAUAUUCAAAAUAUGUCACUGAAAUUUUGAAUAUGAUCUUCUUAUGUCCUUUCUUUCUGUAGCCCUUUUUUCUUAACCAGUGAUGGCUGGUAAUGCUUGAAACAUUGCACUAUAUUUUAAAGCAGAAAAGGAACAAGCACUAUCAGAUCUGUUUUACAGUGAUCUGCCAUGUAUUUUGAUAAAUAGCAUAAAAAAACACUAUACAUUACAUCACAGCAUAAUGAGCCUUACAAAACAACAGAUAAAGAACAAAAUGUUUUUUUAAACAGUGCAAUGGGUUGUUUCUAUUUGCACAUUUUUGUGUGAUGUUUGGUCUUAACUUUUAACAACAAACAGUGGUGACACAUGAAGGUGCAGCAUCUCUUUGUAAAAUGAAAUAUGCAUGUGCUGCUUUCUGGGAAUUGUAGUUCAUUCAUGUGUCAACUGUCAUCAGUUCCAGCAACAAGUUUCUUUUUUUCUUUUUUCUUUUUUUUUUUUUGAAACAGGGUUGGUUUAAAUGUAGUUUUCCUUUCUUGGGACUGAUAAAAGUAAUCAAUUUUAAUUCCACUGAAAAUAAAAAAUAGGUAAAUAAUCCGAGUUUCAGAAGACUCAUGCCCUAAAAGAAAUGCUACCUCAGGUACUCCAUUUUCCAUUCCUUUAAGAAAAGCAUUCUACUGUUCAUUUAGGUUAAAGUUAUACAUGAGCAAAUAUGAAUGAGGUCAUUAAAAAAUUACACGGAAUAUGAUCCAUUCAUCAAAAUGACAAAUGCAUGUUACAAAAAAUGUACAUAUUUCCAAUGUGAGUAUGUUACCAAGUAUGUUACUCUGUCAAAAAUGUCUCAUCCAAGAAUUAAAACCCUAAUUGGGAAGGCUUGGCAAAGGAUUUUAGCUUCUACAUUUUUCUUUCAGAAUAUAGCCAAUUUGAAUAUUAAUAUUUUAGUUAUUGGUUUAAUAUUACAGCAGCAUAAUAUUCAAAAAUAAAGUGUGAAAAAGAAGCAGGACAAAAAACUAUGGGAUUUGUUGUAAAAGCUUCUUUCUUCUAUGCUUAAUGGUGUGAAACUUGUGAAAAUGCUUGCUAAUGUAAAAUGUACAAUUUACUCAAGUCUGUACAAACAUACUAAUUUGUAGAUGGUUCUAUUGUAAACGGCUGUUACAGGUACAUGUCUCUCCCCUGUCAUUACAGUAUAGUACAUUCCAUAGCCUACUCUACAUUUUACCUACUUAUGAAGGAAAUGAUUAAGAUGCAUUCUUCAAUUUUGAUUUAAUGUACUGUGCUUUGUUACCAUUGCGGACUAUGUGAUUAUACAGGUUCUAUGUUUCUGAAACAGUGAGAGUAAGGUGUCAGUAAGUGUGAAUGUGAACCCCACUGUGGUCUGCCACAUGACCUCUGACAGGAAGUGUAACUAUGAAAAAGUACUAUGAGUGUGUGUCAAUAUUGUCAAAAUGGUGCCUCCUUUCCCCCACUUGUCUCUUCCUAUCUGGAAAUAUGGGGGGAGGAAAUGAGUGCAGGAAAGAAGGAUACAUUUUUUAAGUAUUGGGACACACCCUAGAUGUGUACAAUGUAAAGAUGUUAUAAGUCAGGAAUAUUUUUUCUUUUUGUCUUUUAUGUUGUUGUUUUUUUAUUAUUGUUGUUGGUUUGACCACAAAAAAAUGCAACAAAAAAACAAAAAAAGAAACGUUAUUUUCAAAACUCUGAAAAUAUAUUUCGGCAUUGUUUCCAUGUGCAAAGUUUAAAAUACUGACAAGAAUUACUGAUAUACUAUCUGUUUUCUGUUCGGUAGAAGAAAUGUACAUGGCAUCUUGAUGUAUAUUCAUUAUUGCAUGGAUGAGAGAGAACUUUCUGCAGUAAUACAGGUGAUGUGUAGUCAUUUGUACUGACAAAAAUAUGGUAGGCAGUGUUUGCCCAUUUCCUUUUUUCUAACAGAAAAAAAAUCCAUGUUAUGUUGAUGAUAGCAUAGUAGUUGUAGUUGUUUAUUAGUCAAUUUUUUUAUGUCUAAAGUUAAAAUCAUGUAUAGUACCAAUUUUGUAACCUAAUAGUCAAUCAAUAUUUUCUACGAGUGCCAAGGGUUUCCUUGUGGUUCUAUUCACUUAGAUGGUAAACAUUUGUAGAGAAAAUCAUUAGUGCUGUGACUUGUAUGUUGACAGCUGUGGAUUACCACUGUCUAACCCAAAAUUACAGCGUCACAACAAACACAGCAAGACUGUGACAGCAUUGUUUUUUCCCAGCCUUUGAAUGUUUAAUAUCAAUUGAGCAAAACAUACUUUAUGCCAUUUAGACAAUUACAUAGUGGCUUACAUGGCCACAUUUUUGUUUAGUAAAAUAGUUUGAUGAUAAGCUGGUGCUAUUUAUUGCUAAAUAUGUUUCCACCCAGUGAAUAAUUGGGAAGACACUAUCAAGCCUCAAGACACUAUGGCCAUCCAGACGAUGAAUUAGGGUACCUCCAGGGUAGACUAAGAGCAGGAAAUUUACAUUAUUGGCUUCCAUAUACCAUGUGGUUAACAAAAACCCAGUACUUCACAACUUGCAAGCAUCUUGAGAAACGAGGACACCCUUGGACACUCCAGCAACCAACCAACUGUGUUUUUAUGAAAAUCAAAAUAAAUAACUGAAUACUUAAAA